This is a messenger RNA of Fusarium pseudograminearum CS3096, 1323 nucleotides long. RefSeq lists its product as uncharacterized. The record is from RefSeq and is a predicted model, not a curated record. NCBI's taxonomy places the organism in Eukaryota, Fungi, Ascomycota, Sordariomycetes, Hypocreales, Nectriaceae. The coding region runs from base 1 to 1323 and encodes 440 amino acids. Gene Ontology annotation, biological process: secondary metabolite biosynthetic process. Gene Ontology annotation, molecular function: monooxygenase activity; FAD binding. The transcript has 2 exons.
AUGACCUACAUCAAAGACCUACAUAUCGCCAUCAUGGGCGCUGGCAUGGGUGGCCUAGGAGCUGCCCUCGCCCUCGCCAAACGGGGCUUCAAGCAUAUCGACGUAUAUGAGACAGCCAGUAAUCUUGGUUUUGUCGGAGCCGGUAUUCAAAUGCCUCCUAACGUGGGAAGAAUCCUCGAUAGAUUAGGAUGUUGGGACACUAUUGAGAAAGAGGCAACUCGUGUUGCUGGCAGCAGUAUUCGACAGGGAUCAACCAAUGAAGAACUCGCCCAUGUUGAUAUGCCAGACCUAAAGGGCCAAUAUGGUUAUUCGCACCUCUGCGGUCACAGAUCAUCCCUGGCUGGCCACAUGUACGAGGCGUGUAAGAAACAAGACAGCAUCAACUUUCACUUCUCGACGAGCUUGGUCGAGGUUGAAACAUUCUCACCUCGGGUAUCCUUCAAGCUCAAGCCCAGAGAUGGAGAGCCCUACACAAGCCAAGCCGACAUUCUUCUAGGUGCAGAUGGCAUCAAGAGUGUCACGCGCUCUCAAAUUCUACAGCAGGUAGACACCACGCCUGAGGAAGCCGAGACUGGUCAGGCUGCCUACCGCAUCAUGCUCAACAGGGAAGACAUGGCUCAUGAUCCCGAGCUCCUAGCUCUCAUCGACAGCGACGAGGUUGUGCGGUGGGUAGGAGAGAAGCGACACAUUAUUGCCUACUCCAUCGCCGACAAGUCCAUCUAUAACUUAUCAACCGCCCAUCCAGAUGAGAACUUUGCUGGCGCUCCGUCUAUAACGUACACUACCAAGGGUUCCAAGGAGGUCAUGCUCAAGGUCUUUGAUACUUUCUGUCCUCUUGUGCAGAAGAUGCUCAAUCUCGUCCCUGAAGGCGAAGUCUGCGAGUGGCGACUGAGGAUGUACAAGCCGCUGCCAACAUGGACACACGGAGCUGUCGCCCUGCUAGGUGAUGCAUGCCACCCGACGCUCCCGCAUCUCAGUCAAGGAGCAGCCAUGGCCAUUGAAGACGGUUCGACCAUUGCAGAAGUUCUCUGCCUUGCCCCCGAUACACAGCCCGAGACUAUUGCCAAGUGUCUCAAGGUGUAUGAACAAUCUCGAAAGGAGUGGACGUCGAGUCUCGUCGAAAUGGCCUACUUGUCUGGCCGAACUCUGCAUCUCGGCGAAGGAAAGGCAAAGGAGGAGAGAGAUAGGAUGUUCAAAGAGCACAAGCUCAGUGGCUCGGUUCCAGACAAAUGGACAUCACCGGAUGUGCAAAAGAAGAUUUACUCAAAUGACUGUGUCGCAAAAGUCAGGGAUGAGUUUGAGACACUCUUUGCCGCAACAUAG